This is a messenger RNA of Arabidopsis arenosa, 1748 nucleotides long. The record is from the annotation of a GenBank genome assembly. NCBI's taxonomy places the organism in Eukaryota, Viridiplantae, Streptophyta, Magnoliopsida, Brassicales, Brassicaceae.
AGCUCAAGCUUUCUUCAUCCCAUGGCAACUAUCUCUCAAGUCAUUAUCUAACUUUUUCUCUCUUCUUUUUUUUUAUGGAUAUUGGUGUUCAUGUUCUUGGGUCGGUUACUAGUCAUGAAAAUGAGUCACUUGGUCUAAAAGAGCUUAGAGGAACUAAACAAGAUAGAUCCGGAUUCAACGGUGAGGAUUGCUUGCAACGAAGCUUGAAGCUAGCAAGAACAACAACAAGUAGAGAGGAAGAAGAAAACUUGUCUUCUUACUGCAAAACGAUGUCGUUUCAGCAAGGCAUUCCUCUUAUGAGAUCUGCUUCUCCUCUUUCCUCUGAUUCUCGCCGGCAAGAACAAAUGCUUAGUUUCUCAGAUAAACCAGAAGCUCCUGAUUUUAGUAAAUAUGUCGGUUUGGAUAAUAGCAGUAAUAACAAGAGCUCUCCCUCGCCGUUUCUUCACCAGAUUCCUUCACCUUCUUACUUUAGAAGCUCAGGAGGAUAUGGUUCUGGUGGAAUGAUGAUGAACAUGAGCAUGCAAGGGAACUUCACUGGUGUUAAAGGACCUUUUACAUUGACUCAAUGGGCUGAGCUAGAGCAACAGGCGUUGAUCUAUAAGUAUAUCACAGCCAAUGUCCCUGUUCCUUCAAGUUUGCUCAUCUCUAUCAAGAAGUCUUUUUAUCCUUAUGGAUCUUUGCCUCCUAGUUCUUUCGGAUGGGGAACUUUCCAUCUCGGUUUCGCAGGCGGUAACAUGGAUCCUGAGCCAGGGAGAUGCCGUAGAACAGAUGGGAAGAAAUGGCGGUGCUCAAGAGACGCUGUUCCUGAUCAGAAAUAUUGUGAAAGACACAUCAACAGAGGCCGUCAUCGUUCAAGAAAGCCUGUGGAAGUCCAAUCUGGCCAAAACCAAACCGCCGCUGCUGCAUCCAAAGCGGUUGCAACACCGCAACAGACUGUGGUCACUGGUAAUACUAACAGGAGCAAUGCGCGUGCAUCAAGUAACCGCAGCCUUGCCAUUGGAGGUCAAUGUUUUAAUCCUUCUACAGAUUCUCUACCUAACAACAGAGUUCGAAAUCCGCAAGGAGUUUCGAUAUAUCCUUCCACCGUCAGUUUACAACCCAAGGAAUCUCCGAUUAUUCAGCAGAAACACAGAAACAACAACAACAACAACAACAACCCUUUUGAGUUUGGACACAUAUCCUCUGAUUCGUUACUCAACCCGAAUUCGGCAAAGACCUAUGGAUCAUCGUACUUGGAUUUCAGCAGCAACCAAGACAAACAUUCAGUGAAUCACAAUCACAAUUCUUGGCCUGAAGAGCUGAAAUCAGAUUGGACACAGCUUUCAAUGUCAAUACCAAUAGCAUCAUCAUCUCCGUCCUCCACACACAACAACAACAACAAUGCUCAAGACAAAACCACACUCUCACCUCUCAGGCUAUCCCGCGAGCUCGACCUUUCGAUCCAAACGGAGGAAACAGCACUUGAACCUGCUGUCAAAAAGGUGAAUACCUGGAUACCAAUCUCAUGGGGAAACUCCUUAGGAGGUCCUCUAGGUGAAGUACUAAACAGUACAACGAAUAGUCCAACAUUGGGAUCUUCUCCUACAGGGGUUUUGCAAAAGUCCACCUUUUGUUCACUCUCUAACAACAGUUCCGUGAGCAGCCCCAUUGCAGAGAACAACAACAGAAACAAUGGCGAUUACUUUCAUUACACAACCUGAAAACUGAAACUAAGUCCUGCGGCAGGAAAAAAAAAGCUCUGUUUUUUU